Molecule: messenger RNA, 543 nt
Organism: Penicillium malachiteum
Lineage: Eukaryota; Fungi; Ascomycota; Eurotiomycetes; Eurotiales; Aspergillaceae
Exons: 1
Coding region: 1-543 (180 amino acids)
Source: RefSeq, a predicted model, not a curated record
AUGGAGCUGCCACCCGUGUUCGAGGGUGGUAGAACCCGCUCCCAAGCAGCUACGCUUCACACACACGAAUGGGACCUGGUGACGCGUCGCGAGGACUCAGAUACACUGCCAGCUUUUACUGAGCUAGAUGGUAAUUUUGAGUCAACAACGAAGCUUGCCGACGAAUAUCUGGAACUCUUGAACAAGAAGAGAAGCUUUGUUCUCCAGAACCCCAAGUUUCAGACCGGGGGUACCAUGAUCAACGCAACGAUUACCAACCUAGUAAAGCAACUGAGAGGUGAAGACGGCAUCGACAACGGUAGCCCAGCAGUGAUCGAGCAUGCCGAGGGCAGCGGCGGGAGCCCACUUGACUGGAUAAAAGUGAUCUUAGGCUUCAAAGCUCAGAUCUUUUCGCGUACCCAAGGCACAGACACGAAUGACUUCUGGCGCGCUCGGCUGGGUGGCUACCUGAUAGUUAUCAGUGAGGCAGAAUGGGUUAUCCUCGCCAAUACAUCAAACACACAUUCCCAGCGGUGUGGACUGGGAAAUGGAGCUGGAGACUAG